UCAAGCUGCCAAUGAAGGGAACAAGGAAAGAAUGCUUAUGAGAAGAUACUGUAGCUACAGUUUCAUCGUUGUUGUUAUUGCUCUUGUUUUUGUCCAUAGUAGCUGUAAUAGUAUGUUCAGUAAAAGUGAUACAGUGCCAGCAUAUAGUUUUAGCAGUAAUAUUCACUGAAUAUGGUGCUCGUGUAAAAGAUGGCAGCUGUUUUUUUUCCUGGCUUGUUUCCUUGUGUGCGAUGUAUUUAUAACCUCCAUUUGCAGUAUUUGAGUAUGUUAUGUGAAGUGCUGUGCAAACAUUUAGCUUUUUUGCUCUCAUUUCACAAGAAACAAGCAAGGUGUCUCUUUAUUGUAUGGCUUUAAAAGACUUGAAGUGCAUGGCACAGAAUUUCCUUUGUAAGUCCACCAAAAGUGGCCUGAGACAGUGUGUUUAUUUUUGAAAAUCAGACGGGAUACUUGUCAGCGUUUCUGUGCUUGGAGUAAAGACCGUGUGACGCGAGGAAAACGAGAAUCACUUUUGCAGGACUCCUCCCAUUUCAUCACAAGGGACAGUCGGGCAGGUAGUGAGAAAUGUAACCCUAGGUUAGCAUUUUACAGACCAUGUGUAAAAGAGUAACCAAGACGUGCUCAUCACUCAGAGGGCAAAGGAACUUCUCAGGCUCCUUGAAAGAAUGACACUGUCUGAAUCCCUUUUGGACAUGGAUGUACCAAAUUACAGCGAAGGGUUGGAUCCAGAUUACACGACACUUGAGUUUGAAAAUACGCAUGUGCUGUACGGAGAUACAGACCCCGUUCCUGUCGAACCCGCGGCCAUGGACACGCCCGAGAGUGGUCUGAGCUCGCUCUGCUCCAUCUGCGGGGACCGAGCCACGGGGAAGCACUACGGGGCGUCGAGCUGCGACGGGUGCAAGGGCUUUUUCAGAAGAAGCAUCCGGAAGAGACACGUUUACUCGUGCAGGUUCAAUCGACAAUGUGUUAUUGACAAAGACAAAAGAAAUCAGUGUCGAUCUUGCAGACUGAAUAAAUGUUUUCAUGCAGGAAUGAAGAAAGAAGCCGUACAGAAUGAAAGAGACCGCAUCAGCUCCAGGAGAAACGCGUACGAGGCCCAAAGCCUGCCGCCCAUCACUGUGCUGACGCAGGCGGAAAGUCUCUCUCGGCAGAUCAGUUUGCCCAGCCCAGGAGUUCCCACAGAUAUAUCAGCCAAGAAGACUGCCAGCAUCACUGAUGUGUGCGAUUCUAUGAAGCAGCAGCUGCUCGUGCUGGUAGAGUGGGCUAAAUACAUCCCAGCUUUCUGUGAAUUGCCACUUGAUGAUCAGGUGAGUUUAUUACGGGCUCAUGCCGGGGAGCAUCUCAUUCUGGGAGUGGCCAAGAGAUCAGUGCCUUACAAAGACAUCCUUUUGCUUGGUAACGACCACAUUAUCCAUCGGAAUUGUCCGGAAGCAGAAAUCUGCAGAGUAGCUAAUAGGAUUUUGGAUGAGCUUGUCACACCAUUCCAGGAGAUUCAGAUUGACGACAAUGAAUAUGCAUCCCUGAAGGCAAUAGUUUUCUUUGACCCAGAUGCCCGCAGCCUGGGGGACCCCUCCAAGAUCAAGAGCAUGCGCUGCCAGGUGCAGAUGAGCCUGGAGGACUACAUCAACGACCGGCAGUACGACUCCCGCGGCCGGUUCGGCGAGCUGCUCCUGCUGCUGCCCACCCUGCAGAGCAUCACCUGGCAGAUGGUCGAGCAGCUGCAGUUCGUCAAGCUCUUCGGGCUGGCCAAGGUCGACAGCCUGCUGCAGGAGAUGCUGCUGGGAGGGACAGCCGCAGAGCCCACACACUUCCACCACCCUGUCCAUCCACACGUCGCUCAGGACCCCCUGACUGGGCAGACUGUUCUAAUAAGCACACUCCCCACCCCUGUGCAUCCAGAACAGAUUGCUACUCCUGAAACUCCUUUGCCAUCACCACCACAGGGAUCCGGGCCAGACAUUUACAAAGUCAUCACAGACCAGGCUGUGGGUGUUCCUGGACAGGAGAUUUCCAAACAGAAGGUCUCAUGACUUUUGACGUCAAAGACCACUGAAAUGGAAUGUUUAAAAAAAAAACAUAAAAAUUGGACAUUAAAAAGUAAAGUGUGCUUGUAAGUGCAUAUGCAUUUAAAUACUGUUGGACUAUCAACCGUUACCAAAGAAACUUCAGACCUGACAAAAGAAUAAUGGUGAACAUUGUUCAUAAAUACUGUAGAUGAGCAUAGUGAGUCUAGUGAAGAUCGGUUAAAUCUCAAAACAUGUUUAUUCUUUUGUAAAAAAAUGUGCUUAAUUCAAUUAAAAAAUAUUUUAAUAAUGAAUUUUAUUACAAAGCUAAAUAUUAAAGAUAAAUAAUAGAUUUUCAUGAAGUGGCAAGUUUUUAUUAAAAAGUUAUUUAAAUAAGUGUACCAUAGAAUAAAAAAUAUUCACACCAUUUUCUUAAAUAUAUUAUAUGCUCUCCUUGUGGAUCUUUUAAAAUCUUUUAUUCAUUGUGUUCCAUUUGAGCACUCUUGGCAUCUUUUGUUUUUUUCUGCCUGUUGUUUUUUGCGGAAUUUCUAUGGCUGCUCCACAGUGGAGGGGUGAUGACAUUUGGCUGAGGCCUGCCCACGGCAUCUCAGUUCACAUCCAGUGACUGAAAAAGUUGCAUCUUUGCUUCAGAAAUUCAGUGGUUGUUUUUUGUGCCACAUGUUUAGUUUUUUCACCAUGUUGGAGUAUGAAAUUUCAACCAACAAGCCUGCGAGCUGAUGGGGUCCUUGUGUUUCUUGAUAUUUGGUUGCAAAUUAGGUGUCUCCUGUAAAACAUUUCACUGAUAAAUCAAGGUGAAGGCGUAAAGGACCCAACUCCUUGAUUAUCGUUAGGGAUCAGAUCACUGUCUUCAACAACUGUGCAUUUAGGCCUCCUAAUAUACUGUAGAUUACAUUUUGGAAAAGGUUUCCUAAAUCAGCUGUAGGUAUCGGGACAAAGAAUGUUGUCACAGUAUUCAGAAAAGUUGACUGACUAUGGCCUCCCGGCGUUUUUACUGUUCCGGUAGGUUCUCUCUGCAUCUCUCCAUACUAGUUCAGGUGGGUAGCUGCG
This is a messenger RNA of Lepisosteus oculatus (spotted gar), 3071 nucleotides long. It is a transcript of the gene hnf4g, whose product is annotated as hepatocyte nuclear factor 4, gamma. Gene Ontology annotation, molecular function: nuclear receptor activity; RNA polymerase II cis-regulatory region sequence-specific DNA binding; nuclear steroid receptor activity. Gene Ontology annotation, cellular component: nucleus. NCBI's taxonomy places the organism in Eukaryota, Metazoa, Chordata, Actinopteri, Semionotiformes, Lepisosteidae. The record is from RefSeq and is a predicted model, not a curated record. Gene Ontology annotation, biological process: anatomical structure development; cell differentiation; positive regulation of transcription by RNA polymerase II.